Messenger RNA from Pecten maximus, 1266 nucleotides. Its product is annotated as probable protein S-acyltransferase 6. Gene Ontology annotation, molecular function: protein-cysteine S-palmitoyltransferase activity. Lineage: Eukaryota; Metazoa; Mollusca; Bivalvia; Pectinida; Pectinidae. The record is from RefSeq and is a predicted model, not a curated record. Gene Ontology annotation, cellular component: endoplasmic reticulum; Golgi apparatus. Gene Ontology annotation, biological process: protein targeting to membrane; peptidyl-L-cysteine S-palmitoylation. The transcript has 2 exons. The coding region runs from base 111 to 1175 and encodes 354 amino acids.
ACACAUUCGAGAUCAUGGUCAAUGAAAAGUGACACUAGUAUACGGGUAUACGUUUACUCUAAUCAGGUCCGUGGACACGUUCUCCAUGCGAUUUUCAGUUCAGGUCCAAAAUGGCGGACGAAGUCGUAUUGGACAUGGGCGCCCGGGAGAAACCUCAGUCUCUGAUGGAGAAGUUUCGCGAGCGUUACAACGACCAAGAAGUUGACAAACGAAUCAAAUUGUCUUCUCAGAGAUGGGUGAGAGGUCUGAUGAUAUUUCAGGCCCCAACACAGCUCUUCAUGUUUCAUUACUACAUCAUCCCGUAUUUGUUUGAAGAUUACGACGAAUGGACACAGUAUUACCUCAAAGUUUUCGUCACGUACACCGCCAUACAGUGCGUUAUAAACUAUCUCUGUACUAUUCUGUACGAUACUAGUAUAACUAACACCAAAGACCGACCGGAUUUGCCCGGACUGACCGACCGCUGGGAAAACCCGCCCGAUCAUUUUGUGCCGCUGUAUAAUAACCAAAACGGAGGCGCUGUUCAGAUGCAAAUGCCGGAAGAGGAUGAUGAAUCCGGAUUUGAAUGGAAAUAUUGUGAAAUCUGUAAAAUCUACAAACCGCCCCGAACUCAUCACUGCAACUUGUGUAAAGUCUGUAUUUUAAAACGUGACCACCAUUGUUACAUGGUGGGGAAUUGUAUCGGCUUUAAAAACCAGAGAUAUUUUGUGGUUUUGGCAUUUUACGUAGCGUUAAUUGGGCUGCUUAGUGGAUAUUUCCAAUAUAGGUACCUACAAGUGUUUUAUUAUCCGGACAGUUCAUCUUGGACCGACUUCAUCCCUCCAGUAGCCUUUUACCGCUGGCUAUUCGGAACUGUGGACACCUUGUCCUUACACGUAUGUAUCAUGAUACUGCACGUGUACCUCGAGUUCCUAUUCGGAUUCAUUGGAUUCAUCUAUUUCAAUUCACAGUUGGCAAUUAUCUCGAAAGGAAAAACACUUUAUGAAAUGACAAAAUUUAUUCCUGUUCGAAACUUAAACAGUAUUAAUCGUAAUUUUCGUUCUGUUUUUGGGGAUUUUUGGGCUUUGAACUUCUUUUUCCCGAUGCAGUUAAUAUUCCGCCAAAGGGACGAUGGUAAAUCCUGGGAAGGCAUCAAACUCGAUCAUAACGCAAAUCUACAAGCGAAAACGAACUGAAAGUGCGACAGUCUCCAGGGGUUGUUUAUUUUGUAAAAUUGACCAAGGAAUAAUUAUUCUACAAGACAAUAAAAAGUAUUUAUGGUUAUGA